AUGGCUGACGCAGAAUUAAGACUUUUAAAUGGAGUUGAGUUCAAGUUUGCAUUGGCCAAAAACUCGGAAUCUUUCCAGUCAUUAAUUUCCGUGUAUUUGGCUCCAAUCCUUUUGAAGCUCGAUUCACCUCACGAGCCAGUUAGAAAUAAGACUAUAACGAUUGCAAAUCAUGUCAUGACGAGAGUUACGAGUGAGACAAAUUUACAGUUACCUAUGCUUGCUCUUGUAAAGCAGUAUAUUCAUGCAGAUCAACCGCUACGAAAACGCUUUUUGCUGGCCUUUAUUACUAUAGGAAAAACUAGACUUCCUUCUUCUCCCCCUCCUGAUACUCAAUUAUUACAAAUUUGCUUAAGUCAUGUAAAUAAGCAUCCAAUUGUUCUAAUGAGCUUAACAAUUCGCCUCUUACAAAUGAUUCAUCCAACACCUUCAAUUUCAUGUCCUGAGGAAGUUUGCUUUAUACUCUCUUCCUUUUUCUUAAUUCAAUCUUCUCAAACCGUCUUUACUGAGUUACAACAUAAUCAAAAAACAGUACAGUACCGGAGAGGGGUAUUAAACUGGUUCGAAAAAUCUGAAUGGCCAAAAACAUGGAACUGGCUUGCCUAUUUCUUCGCUUCUUCUGAUACACACAAAGAAGUUGCUCAGUUAGCUGAUGACCUAGUACGCAAUGCAGACGGAGCCCCGGAUGUCGAAAAUCGAAACCACGUUAAAGCACUGUUAGACAUUGUUUUAGAUGACUUUUAUGUGGAUCCUCUACGCUUAAAGCUUUCUGUUCCUAUUUCCUUGAGGAAUAAAGCUUUGCAGUACCUUUUACAUAGCAAUACCGUCUGUACGGAUCCAAAUUCUUUGAAUUGUAUUAAACUUAUCCUUAAAGCUCCACCUACUUUGCAAUCCAGAUUGAUUCAAUUCACACGAUGGAUAUCUGCUAAUGCAGAUCCAGAUUUCUUAAAACCGAGAGCUGCUGGUAUUUUGGAAGAUAUUUUUAAAAUACUCUCAAAUUCAGCCAUUCAGAAUGAACUUCUUCGAGGAUUUUUAUAUACUUCUGUUGGAUUGCUGGCCAAAUCAAAUUCCGAAUUGAUUUCUACUUCAUUGCUCUCCACCCUAUUAUCAGCUUUACAAGUUGAGUCGCCGGAUGUACGUGUAGCUAUUGAUGAAUCAUUAUCAAUUAUCCUUCCUUUUUUUAAUAACUAUCAUUCGCCUUAUGAGUUGUUGCCUAUCAUUGAAAAAUUUAUCAUUAGUACACCAAACUCACCUGCUGCAUCCUCUUCCCUUCGCUAUCUUUUAGUUGCAUUUCCAUUCCAGUUCUUACCAUCGCGGUUUCUAUGUCUGAAAACUCAGGAUUCUAAUAUCUUUCCUUCUUUAUUAUCUGAGGAAGCAAAAAAGGGCCUUUUUUUGUCUAGGUGGCUUCUACAUAAUAAUGUCUAUCUUGACUUUGCUAAAAAUAAAGAUUCCCCGACCUCAUUCGCCUUCUAUCCUGAUCCAGAUGAUGCUAUUUUACAUUUAGUUGCCGAGUAUAAUCCAGAAGCUCUCUGGAAAACGUUUAGUGUUGAGGUUUGCUCAUCAAUUCUUAGCUUUAUCAAAAGAUGUAUGUCUUACCAAGUAACCAAAGAUUCGGCCGUAUAUGAUGAUAAUGAUGUAUUCAACUCUUUGUUAAGAUCAGAUCUUCCUUUAAGAACAAAAUUCUCUAAACUAAUAUCGUCUCUUAAAUACCUACAACCUUAUUUCCGCUUUCUCUUUGAAGGCGUACUAUUACAUAGCAAGGAAGCCGCUUUCACAUUUGACCAAUUCUCAUCUCUUGCUUCACCGGAUAUCCUAGCAGAGUUUUCAGAAGAAGACCUUAUGAAGCAAACGUUAGUCGCCCCUUCCAAUUUAAGAGACACAAUGUCACGAAGUUUAGGACUGCUCCUAAGUACGAAGGAUUACAAGGUUAUUUUCCAUUACCUAGAAACUCUUUUACGAAUAAUAAAGACAUCAAAUAGUCGAAAUGAUAGUCUUUCAAAAAAUAUAACAGCUCUCUUUAUCAUUGGAUAUACCGUUUCAUUUUCAGUGUAUAGAAAUGGCAGUGAAAUUUUAAGCUCAGCAAACGGCUCUAUUUUGGAAGAAUUCUUCAGCAUCCUCUACGAAUACCUUCAGUCUGGAGUGUCUACUGAUAAGAGAUCUGCAUUGUCUGUUUAUCAAGGUAUAUUUCUGAAUAUUUCUAUGGAAGAUCUAGCUAGACAAAAUGUUCAGUUAAACUCUGUUAUUGAAACUAUAGUUGCUAUCGCAAAACUCGAAAAGGAUACAAGUUUGCGUAUUCUAGCAAUGACUACUUUAUCCCACAUCCCGCUUUCUCUGCACGAGCCUUUUGAUCCUGACUUGAUUGACACGAUCAUUAAUACUGUAUAUCUGAGCUAUCAUGAUGAUUCGCCUGAUAUAUUAUUCGCAAGUGCAGAAUCAAUGACUAACAUUGCAGGUGGUCUGUGCUGCACAUUCACGAAGACCAAAUUACCUUUCCGAGAUUUCGAAAACGAAAAUACAUUUUCUCCAUUAUAUACAAAAGUUCUCUCCAAAAUUCUUGACGAAUGGUCAAAAUCUUCAAGACCACUACUUCGUAAGGCUUCGUCUUUGUGGUUAUAUUACAUGUUACAGUUUUGUACAUGCCAGGCGUAUACCCACGAGCGUUUCAACGACAUAUAUCAUACUUUCUUAACUUUUUUAGUUGAUCAGGAUGACUUCAUUCAAGACACAGCCUCCAAAGGCUUGAAAGCUGUUUAUGAUCUUUUGGAUGGGGAGAAAAAGAAAGGGUUCACGACUAACCUCAUCAGUACCAUUACCGCUGAUAGAGUAGAUCCAAAUACCAAAGCCCCAUUGGAUGCUGAUACUGCUUUGUUUACUACUAAUCAAGGUUCUGUAACCACUUAUAAAGAUAUUUGUUCUUUGGCUUCUGAAAGUGGAAAUCCGGAUUUGGUUUACUCUUUUCUCAGUAUCGCAAAUACCAAUUCCGUUUGGCAGGCCCGUAAAGGAUUGGCAACAGGUUUAGGCUAUAUGAAUAUCAGUGAUGAUGAAAAGCAGAAGCUCUUUACAUUCAACUCAUGCACUGGAUCUCAAUUGCUGACAAGACUUUAUUUGUAUCGUCAUGAUCCUAAUAUAUCUGUUGCUAAAACAAUGACGGAAAUUUGGAAUUCUCUGGUACCUUCUAAUCUUGACUUAAGAGCACAACGUCAGCAUCUUGUUUCUUCUUGUUUGGAUUGUAUGGGUGAUUAUUCUUGGAGGGUUCGUGAAUCAGGUGUUAAUUCACUUGUCGACCUAUUAAGCAACGUGCCUGUUUUGGAAUACCUUGAUCAACUCGAAGGAAUUUGGAGAAUGGCAUAUAGGACUUUGGAUGACAUAAAAGAGAGCGUUAGAAUAUCCUCUUUUCCAUUAUGUAAACUUUUGGCAAGAGCUGUCAUUCAAACCGUUGAAAAUACUUCCGUAAAUACUACUGAUACGGGCUUGAGUAGAUGUCGAACAAUAAUGUCAAUAGCUGUUCCAUUCCUAUUGAAGUGUUGUCAUGAGAAGGCGAAAGAAAUUCAAUCGUUUUCAUAUUCAACCAUUACUGCGUUGGUGAAAUUUACAAACCCGGCGUUAAGUCCGUUUGUUCCGUCCAUUAUUGAAAUAAUGCUGGAAUAUUUAACCAAAUAUGAAUCGAACGCAGCAUCUUUUAUGGAAUUCCACUCCUCCACUUAUAACGUGAACGCUGAGGAUUUAGAUUCGGCUCGCGUGUCAGCGGUACAAGGCUCUUCGAUGAUGUCGAAUAUUGAGAAGUGCAUUUCUAUAUUAAACGAAGAAUCGAUGAAAGAUUUAGCUCCCGUAUUACUUCGAAUGAUUACUCGUACUACCGGGGUUCCAACCAAGGUAGGUAGUGCACAGAUUUGCAUGUUGCUGGUAAUUAGACGCCAGGACCUUAUUAUACCUUAUGCUCCUAAGUUCAAUCAAGCAUUAAAGGCAUCUAUAUUUAACAAAAAUGGAGCUGUCAAUAGUUCUUCCAUAUCAGCGUUAGGUUAUCUCUUGCGUGUGACACCUUUAAACAAUGCUGAUGAAGUGUGUCGGGAUAUUUUGAGUCAGUUCUAUGAAGGGGACGAGUUUACGCAAACUGUUUGUGCCAACUUUGUUCGAGCAGCGGCAAGGUUUGCACCAGACUUGAUGCAGAACCUUGGUUCAACCCUCUUUCCCUUUAUUUUCUUUGGUAAACAUUCGUCUUUCAACAAAGUAUCAUCAGUUCUGAGAAAGCUUUGGGAUGAUACAUCGUCAGGUGGAAGUUCCAUUAACCUUUACAAGGAUGAGAUUUUAAAGAUCAUUCGAGCAAACUUGGAAGCAACACAAUGGGAUUUAAGGCGACCAUCUGCUGAAGCUUUAUUAAGUUUUGUUCAAAGCAGUCGUCUCAAUAAUUCAGAAGAAGUUUAUGCAUUACUGGUGGCUAAAAUGAAAGAGCGAAGCUGGCCGGGGAAAGAGUACUUACUUGAAAGCUAUGUCCAGUUUGCAAUAAAGUGCCCAGAAUUUAUACGCACUUCUAAGCUGGAUGAAGUUUUGAAUAUAUUAAAGCGAGAAGUAUUACGAAGAAAUAUCUCCUAUAAGAUGCAAGGAAUCCGGAUAUUGGGUGACUUUUUAUCUGACUCUUCUUAUCAAAAUGUGCAAUUUUAUGAUUUUUGUAUGGACGAAUGUGAAUUCUUUCUUGAAGAUGCAUGGUUUCAUGAAGAAGAUUCCGAACUCUCUAUGGAUGAUAAAGUUCAAUUGCAGAUGAAUGUUGUUUAUUUAAUGGCAAGCUCCUGUAGAGAAGGUGAUGACAACCGUCUUAUUCAAAGUUUAAUUAAGACGUUGGAUCAAAAUUAUCUUCAUUGGAAGGUCAAGUUAGAAGUUUUACGGCAGGCACAUAAAAUUCGGUGUCUUUUAAAGGAUCCUAUGGAUUCCAAAUUUCUUUACGUGCUGGCUCGUUGCUUUGAAGGGAACCCGUCACCAAGGGCUAAAGAUUAUGCUGAAAACAUUUUGGGCAAUGAUUACCUAAAAUUUUUGAGAAAUUAA
Schizosaccharomyces cryophilus OY26 is the source of this 5034-nucleotide messenger RNA. RefSeq names its product proteasome component. The coding region runs from base 1 to 5034 and encodes 1677 amino acids. Gene Ontology annotation, molecular function: molecular adaptor activity. Gene Ontology annotation, biological process: proteasome assembly. Lineage: Eukaryota; Fungi; Ascomycota; Schizosaccharomycetes; Schizosaccharomycetales; Schizosaccharomycetaceae. The transcript has a single exon. Gene Ontology annotation, cellular component: cytoplasm; nucleus. The record is from RefSeq and is a predicted model, not a curated record.